UCAUGCUGCUGCCAGGUCCCAGAGUGUCUCAUGGGUCCCUGUACGGCCUCCCAUUGCUGCUGUCUCCAUCGCCACACUCUGCCAUGUGCCACUUUCAGGUCUCCUCACACUGCUGGUGUGUUCCAUUUUGUCAUAGGGUGCUGGCAGAUUACGGGCCUCCCAUUGCUGCUGCCAGGCCCGUAAUCUGCCAUGGGCCCCCGUACCGCCUCCUCAUGCUGCUGCCAGGUCCAGAGUCUCUCAUGGUCCCUGUACGGCCUCCCCCAUUGCUGCUGUCUCCAUCGCCACACUCUGCCAUGUGCCACUUUCAGGUCUCCUCACACUGCUGGUGUGUUCCAUUUUGU
This is a messenger RNA of Staurois parvus, 341 nucleotides long. Lineage: Eukaryota; Metazoa; Chordata; Amphibia; Anura; Ranidae. The record is from the annotation of a GenBank genome assembly.